Molecule: messenger RNA, 1253 nt
Organism: Arabidopsis arenosa
Lineage: Eukaryota; Viridiplantae; Streptophyta; Magnoliopsida; Brassicales; Brassicaceae
Source: the annotation of a GenBank genome assembly
CAUAUCUCUUACCAUCACAAAGUCACCUCCAUUCUUCUUUAUUGAUCUAGCUAGCGGAAAUUGACAAUGGCAAGAAUAGGAAGCUUUCUCAUUAUUCUUUAUCUCACUUACGCUCUUUCUCUCUGCAUCUGCGAUGACGACGAGAGUAUGUACUAUGGCGGCAACAAAGGGAACCUCUUCCCAGGUUUCUACAGAAGCUCGUGUCCUAGAGCCGAGGAGAUUGUGAGGUCAGUUGUAGCCAAAGCUGUUGCAAGGGAGACUCGUAUGGCUGCUUCUCUCAUGAGGCUCCAUUUCCACGAUUGCUUCGUUCAGGGUUGUGAUGGAUCGUUGCUUCUAGACACCAGUGGGAGUAUAGUUACUGAGAAGAACUCAAACCCUAACAGCAGAUCGGCUCGCGGGUUUGAAGUUGUUGACGAGAUCAAGGCAGCAUUAGAGAAUGAAUGCCCUAACACUGUUUCUUGUGCUGACGCCUUAACUCUAGCCGCUAGAGACUCCUCUGUUCUUACUGGUGGACCAAGCUGGAUGGUUCCUUUGGGAAGAAGAGAUUCGAGAAGUGCAAGCUUGAGCGGAUCAAACAACAACAUUCCUGCACCCAACAACACUUUCAACACAAUUGUCUCGAGAUUUAACAAUCAAGGUCUCGAUCUCACCGACGUCGUUGCUCUCUCCGGGAGCCACACCAUUGGAUUUUCAAGAUGCACUAGUUUCAGACAGAGACUUUACAACCAAUCCGGAAACGGAAGUCCCGACACAACCUUAGAGCAAUCCUAUGCUGCUAACUUGCGCCAAAGGUGCCCUAGAUCGGGUGGGGAUCAGAACCUGUCGGAGCUUGACAUCAACAGCGCUGGAAGAUUUGAUAACAGCUACUUCAAGAACUUGAUCGAGAAGAUGGGACUGUUGAAUUCCGACGAGGUCUUGUUCUCUAGCAAUGAGCAAUCGAGAGAGCUGGUGAAGAAGUAUGCAGAGGAUCAAGAAGAGUUCUUCGAGCAGUUCGCGGAGUCGAUGAUCAAGAUGGGGAAUAUCUCUCCCUUGACAGGUUCGAGUGGUGAGAUCAGAAAGAAUUGCAGGAAAAUUAAUAACUCUUGAUUCCCUAGUAUUGGAUGGGCCAAAUAGAAAUGUGACAUGUUUUUGAGGAAGGAAUUUAUGUUUGUGUGUUUUUAUUUUGUAUGAGUCUUUAUUUCCUUGUGUCAAGAAUUUGAAAUUUGGAAGUUUAAAUGAUUGAAACUCUCUAUAAUUAAAAUAUUACUAGAUUU